AUGAGUUCCAAGGUCACGUACUCUCUUGAAGAGCUCUUGAGCUUUCAGUCAAAGGGAGUCAUUUUUCGAGAUACUAUACUUCCUGACAAGGACUUCUGGAGGUUCAACGCAAAACUCAUAUCCAAACUCAAUGUUGGAUUGAAUCGGGGGAAUCAAAAGGGCCACAAUAAUUUCAAAAAGAAGACUCCUUAUAAGCCCGCUGCUGAGGAGAACUCUGAGGAGGAAGUUCCAGAGUGGCUGGACGAGACAGAUUUCCAAGUGGAUAGCACUUUCGUUGGUUACAAUAGUAUCGGAUCCCAUACCUACGAAGAUUUCGAACGGGAAAAAAGAGAGUAUCACAUGAAAAACGGUUAUUACGAUCAGCUCAAACACGACGAGAUUGUAAAGACAAACCCAGCACACGAGGAGCACACCUUGAGGGAGGAGAGAACAGCGUCCUCAUCCGCAGAAGAUUAUCAAUUUGAUAAGGAGCUCGAGCUAAAAGACCAUCUCAAUCGUCAAUUCUUUGACAACCUACUCAAAAGUAACCUUGAAUCAAAGCAAGGAAUCUCCAAAGUUUUGUCCCAGCCUAAUAUCCAGCCCAAAACUCCUGAAACGUCCAAGUUCGAGCGAUUAUUUCAGUCUAAUAAUAGCUUGGAGUUGCCUAGCCAAGCUCCGCAAUCCAACUUCGCACCGCCAAAUCCUUCUCAGAACUAUACUUCACAAAAUGAAAGGCCCCAUAACAUUUCCGCCCCUCCUUCUGUGCCGCCAUAUGGGGCAAUGCUACCUCCUGGCUUGCCGAUUGGCCAUCAGCAGGGUCAAAGAUUUCCAGGUCCGCCCCUGGAUUUCAAUCCGGCAGGUUUGCCGCCGCCUCCACCUGAACUAUUGAAGCUUAUUCAGGAAGGUAAACUGCCUCCUUUACCAGGAAUGUAUCCGGGAGUGGCAGGUUCGAAUCCUCAGCUUCCUCCACAAUUUCCCCCAUUCCCUAAUUUUCGAGGGGCUCCCCAACAUCCGUCGAUGCCACCCCCACCCGAAUUUGGUUUCCCCAUGGGUGUUCAAAAUCUAGCAAAUCCCAACGACCCUCGUGUGAAUGUGAGGAACCUGUCUAAUCCCCCACCUCCCCCCGGUCUGAUGCAGUUUCCUCAGUUUCCCCAGCAAAGUGAUUAUUCCCAUGGCAAUCGUGGGCCAUCUACCUAA
Molecule: messenger RNA, 1176 nt
Organism: Ogataea angusta
Lineage: Eukaryota; Fungi; Ascomycota; Pichiomycetes; Pichiales; Pichiaceae
Exons: 1
Coding region: 1-1176 (391 amino acids)
Source: RefSeq, a predicted model, not a curated record